This is a messenger RNA of Lizanozyma spartinae, 699 nucleotides long. RefSeq lists its product as uncharacterized. Gene Ontology annotation, cellular component: Golgi apparatus; endoplasmic reticulum membrane; late endosome membrane. Lineage: Eukaryota; Fungi; Ascomycota; Pichiomycetes; Serinales; Debaryomycetaceae. Gene Ontology annotation, biological process: vesicle fusion; endoplasmic reticulum to Golgi vesicle-mediated transport. The transcript has a single exon. Bases 1 to 699 code for a protein of 232 amino acids. The record is from RefSeq and is a predicted model, not a curated record. Gene Ontology annotation, molecular function: SNAP receptor activity; SNARE binding.
AUGAACUCUCUAUACAACCAUGGUAUAAAACAAAAAAAUCAGCUUAGUAAGGAGUUGGUGGAGUUUGAGAAGAAUUUAGCAAGUUCUCCUCUUUCUCUUCAAGGUUCAAUCAGUACUACCUUAACCGCAUUCCGAAAGACUAUAGACGAUUUUCGUCAAUUGGUCAAACAGAAUAGUGCAGAUGAUUCCAAUAUGAAGAACGAGCAACGGUUGGAGCUGUUUACUCAAGAAUUGAGGGCAUAUACACAGAAAUUCAAUGAUUUGAAACGUCAAAGAGAAGCGAUACUCCAUGAAUCAAAUAGACUGGAGUUAUUAGGACGAAGGCAUCACAAUAUUUCCAUGGCAGCAGAUAAUCCAUAUGAACAACAGCAAACUUCAGUACAACAAUAUCAACAGGAGCGAGAUCAGAUGUCAUUCCAUGACGGGUUACUUAAUGAAAGUCUGUCAUUAAAGAGAGGAACACAACAACUUGAUCUCAUCUUGGAAAUGGGUCAAUCAGCGUUUGAUGACAUUGUGGAUCAAAACGAAACUUUAAGACGAUUAGGGUCCAAAUUUGAAGAUAGUUUGGUGACGUUAGGGGUCAGUCGUACUACAAUUAAAAGGAUUGAAAAGAGAGCUCGUCAAGAUAAAUGGCUUUUCUGGGGCAGUUUUGUGCUCAUGCUUGUUAUUUUCUAUUACAUAUUGAAAUGGUUUCGGUAA